AUGGCGUCGACUUCGAUAGGGUCCAGACCUGCCACCAGUGGCAAAGUCGACCUCUCUCAGAAAUUAUCGCAACUGCGCUCAAGCACAAAUCGCCGAUCCCAGGCUGCAUCGACCCGAGAUCCAACGCCAAUAACCCCUCCUCUACCCUCGCCCCCCGACCUCUCCACCCACCAAUAUUCCCGUCCCGUCCGUCGCAUCUUAUCACCCAAAGAUCAUGAAUUGUUCCUUUCCUCACCCACCUACAAACUGGUCUUGGCCUUCACAUUCGGCCUAUCGGAUUCAGUACGCGGCCGAGCCUUGACCGACAUAAAAGGUCCCGAAUCCGACGCCAUUUCGAAAAUCGCCCAGAUCGUAGGACAGAUAAGGGCACUCGUGGAGAAUUGUCCACCAGAAGACCAAGGUGGCUCGCGAUUCGGAAAUCCCGCAUUCCGCGUCUUGUUUGACCAAGUCGCCGCCCAAAGCUCGUCAUGGCACCGGCAAAUCCUCGGUCUUACUGAUGCCGGGGCCAUUGAAGAGACAUCGACCUAUUUGAUCAAUUCGCUUGGCUCGCGGGAUCGUAUUGACUAUGGAUCAGGCCACGAGUUGAAUUUUAUCAUGUGGCUGCUCUCUCUGUACCAGUUGGGUAAACUCCCAGUGAGCGAGUUCGCCGCCGUGGUGUCCAAGGUCUAUCUUGAGUAUGUCCACUUGAUGCGCGAGAUUCAAUCAACGUAUUACUUGGAGCCUGCCGGUUCUCAUGGUGUCUGGGGUCUGGACGACUACCACUUCCUGCCAUUCUUAUUCGGAGCCAGUCAACUCGUGGACCAUCCCUACGUGACACCGCUGGGCAUUCACAACACCGCAUUGCUUGAUGAGGAAGGCGACAAGUACCUCUACCUCGACCAGGUGCGGUGGGUGGACAGUGUGAAGACGGUCAAGGGUCUCCGCUGGCAUAGUCCUAUGCUGGAUGAUAUCUCUGGAGCAAAGAACUGGUUUAAGGUGGAAAGUGGCAUGAAGAAGAUGUUUGUCAAGGAAGUUCUGGGUAAGCUACCCAUCAUGCAACACUUCCUUUUCGGCAGUCUCCUGCCUGCUACUGAAGGUAUGGGCGAGCUCUCUGGCGAAGAUGGAGACCACGAGCAUGAUCAUGAUUGCACACACGAUCAUCCCCAAGGACAUGGCGCACAUGCAGAUUGGUUUGGGGACUGUUGUGGUAUCAAGGUCCCCAGUACGGUUGCUGCGGGCGCCGAAAUGCGUAAACGAAUGGGUGGGUCGGGAUUGCGUCCGAUUCCAUUUGAUUAG
Penicillium waksmanii is the source of this 1275-nucleotide messenger RNA. RefSeq names its product serine/threonine-protein phosphatase 2A activator. The record is from RefSeq and is a predicted model, not a curated record. The transcript has a single exon. Gene Ontology annotation, molecular function: protein tyrosine phosphatase activator activity; peptidyl-prolyl cis-trans isomerase activity. NCBI's taxonomy places the organism in Eukaryota, Fungi, Ascomycota, Eurotiomycetes, Eurotiales, Aspergillaceae. Gene Ontology annotation, biological process: mitotic spindle organization. Gene Ontology annotation, cellular component: cytoplasm; protein phosphatase type 2A complex; nucleus. Bases 1 to 1275 code for a protein of 424 amino acids.